Molecule: messenger RNA, 2824 nt
Organism: Orbicella faveolata
Lineage: Eukaryota; Metazoa; Cnidaria; Anthozoa; Scleractinia; Merulinidae
Product: homeobox protein otx5-B-like
Biological process (GO): regulation of transcription by RNA polymerase II
Cellular component (GO): nucleus
Molecular function (GO): RNA polymerase II cis-regulatory region sequence-specific DNA binding; DNA-binding transcription factor activity, RNA polymerase II-specific
Source: RefSeq, a predicted model, not a curated record
AAGUCCAUAAGGGCUGGAAUAUAAAUCACGUACAUAUCACGAGAGCAAGGAAGAUAUUCGAGGUACUUUUAUUUGGUUGACAACUCCGGUUGAUAUUGACUGCUGUGCACAUUACGGUUGUAUUCAACGCUGGUUUGUUUAAAAUUUCCUGUGUUUGUGUCAGUAAAUAACGGUCAACAGAAACCUACACAGAGUUUGAAUAUAAAGCACUGACCGAAAGGAUUUCUACACAGUCUUCAGUUAGAGCUAAGAGCACAAGUUCUGGUUUGCUCUGUGAGUAUACCUCUCGGCCAGUUCAAGAAACGAAAUUACUAGUGCGAAUCGCAACUGCACGCGGCCUACAACUCACUCUCUAGUUUACACCAAGAAUCCAAAAUGGCGGGCUUUCUGAACCAUUAUCCACCGUACCCGGUCAAUGGACUUAACAUGCCUCCAAGAACCGCCGACAUGUUUUCCCCAAUGGUUGCUCCACCUUAUGGCUACCCAAGAAAACAAAGACGUGAGAGGACAACUUUCACCAAAGCACAACUAGAAAUAUUGGAGGAGCUAUUCUCCAAGACAAAGUAUCCUGAUAUCUUUAUGAGAGAAGAAGUUGCCAUGAAAAUCAAUCUACCAGAAUCCAGGGUUCAGGUGUGGUUCAAAAAUCGACGCGCCAAAGUACGGCAACAGAGUAAGGGAGAGCCCAAACCCAAACCCAAGCCAAAGACACCCGCCGCCAACAAGGACACCAGUCAAGCAGGGCCUUCUCCCUGCAGAUACGCCAGCUGCAGCGCCAAUAUCUGGAGCCCCGCUCACGAUUCAGUUCGGCCUAUGCCCACAUAUCCAUCACACGCCGUUAUCAACAACAGUAUGGCUAUGUCCAGUGCAAAUCCUUCAUUUAUGCCACCACCACCUCCCCCUCCGUAUUACUGCUCAAGUCCAAACGGUGGAUCUUAUAUGCCUUUAGAGCAUGCGCACAUGCAUCCGAUGGCACCCAGAUAAAUUGUGUGUUGUCAUGGAGAUUCUAAAAAGAGGCAAAAAGCCCUUUUAAAAAUGUAAGAAAACUAUGUUAAUAUAUGCGGGGUUUUUCACAAAACCAGUUAGUUUAGUAAAUAGCUUAUUCUGCAAAUACAGUUCUUUGACAGUAAUCCUUAUAUAGUCUACAAGCCAGCUGAAGAAACCUUGUUUAGUGUCUAAUACGAUAGAAGUAUCGCUUCCUCCGAAACGCAUUUAAGGGAUCAACGUUCUAGACUUAUUCUUAGAAUCCUCUAAAACGUGACUUUCAAGAAACAAAACCUGUUUUUCUUUGGCAUUAGCGGGCAAAACCUUUUAGAGUUUUAUCAAUAUCUUUCUGUGAGGUAAGGUCGACUUUGGAAUAACGCGUCCGUUCGUUGGGGACCACAAGAAUGCAGACUCCUGGCUCUCUCGGCACGAAAGCUGGGAAAUCAGAUGCGUUGUAACUUGAUGUGGGUAAAUAAGGUAUAUUGACUCCUUGUUGGAUUAUGAACGAGUAAAUGUUAGCGUGGAUGACUGCUUUUCUUAGUUGUUUAGUUUGCAAGUGUUGGUGUCCUCUUACAUGCGUUUUUGAAUAGACCCGACCGUUCGACGCUGGCAACUUCCGGAUUUAGCAUGAAGCUAUUAAGUGUUAUUGUGUCCUUUUAUCACUCAGGAGAAGAAUUGGUUUGGUUUUUUAGCCCUUGAUUUCCAGGAUUGGACCAAUUAACUCUUCCUCGCAGAUCACCAUGCAUAUCUUGUACUGCUAGCUGUUGCCAGCUGUGAUUUUUCGUAAUAUUUUCCACCUGCCCGCUUCAAAAAGUAUUCAAAUUGUUCCAAGAAAUAACAAGAGGAAUUACCUUUUAGCUCCUACAUGUGCAAAGGUACAAACUUGACAAUUCAGUGGAGCAAUCACUUAGGAAAGUAAAUUACUUAACAGUAUCAACGAGAAGUAUUUCUCAUUAGCUCUCAUAUGAAUGGUCACACUUUAGGAUUUCAUCCACAAGGUAGAAUCUUCUUUCAUGACCCAGACAAAUGGAAAGGGGGCGUUUGAUCUGUAUCCAUAGCGAUCUUUCAACUGCAGCGUGCACUGUGUUUGAAGCGCUUUUUUUGUUUGUUCUGCUGCCCAUCAAGUUAAUGUAGCUUCCACUUGUUUCUAAUGUCAACAACAUGCAUAUAUUUAGUUGAAAGCUACCUGAUCGAUAUUUUAAAAAAUGUUACAAAUUCAGUAUACUAAAAUACUUUUCCAUGAAGAAUGAAAGUAUUAUCGUAUAAUUUUGUCUUAUAUUUUUGCCAUUAGCUCUUACUGGCUUACGUUUCGAUAGGUUAAACGAAGCCCCUAUCAAUUAUAGCAUAUGUGCCAUCACAUCAUACGACAUACUGUCAUAGUAAACUAACUGUUGUUUGAUUCGACGGAGCCAACCUGUAUAAUGUAAAUAAGGAGAAGGAGAAAGGUUUUAGACAUAUAGUGUUAUAAAUAGGUAUAUAAACGGGCCGAUGGGCCAACCAUUUAAUGAAAUGAUCAUAUGCUUAAAUAUAAUUAUAUAUUUUUGUUAAUGAAGCUAAAUGGACAUACUCUUUCAGUUCUGAUACCAAAAAGCAAGCUAUCUUUGCUGGUCUUCUUGCAGUUCAUAUGAUCAGUAAUUUUGAUUUUGCAUGGAUCUGCAAGGAUGACCAAUGAAUCAAAGGGCUGAAUGGGUUCAUGAAGGAAAGUGUUUCUUUAUAUUAUUUUGAAUUCGUUUAAUAUACGAAAUGAUUGCAUAAGUUAAGCUUCAUUGUAAAAAAUGUUAAACAGCCAUAAAUCGAAUUUACGCAAAAAAAAAUUAUACAUGGAAUAAAAUACGUCAAAAAA